GGGAGGCUGAGUGACGUCACUGGGAAGCCGCUUGGAUUUUGCACAGGGAUCAGCCGCUUGGAUCACUCACUCCUCACGAGCACAUCCAGGAAGUUGUCCCGACGUCGAACCCCUCUUUGUUUUCUCUGACUUUUUACAGCAACGAGUUAUCAUUUCACUUUUGGCCACUUUCCACCUGAUAUUUAACACCAAAGCUCCGCAGCGACGCCAUGGCUUUUGUCCCGGGUCAGCCGCUCACCGCUGUUGUGCAACGAAUUGAGAUCCAGAAGUUGCAGGAGAGAAAUAAUUUGAUCCUGGGCUUCAGCAUCGGUGGAGGGAUCGACCAGGACCCCGGGCAGAACCCCUUCUCUGAGAGCAAGAGUGACAAAGGCAUCUAUGUGACCAGGAUAACACCAGGAGGACCAGCUGACGUGUCAGGCUUGAUGAUGGGAGACAAAAUAAUGCAGGUGAACGGCUACGAUAUGACCAUGGUGACACACGACUAUGCUCGUAAAAAGCUAACAAAGAAGUCUGAGGUUGUGGUUCGGCUCCUUGUGACCAGGAAGUCGUUGGAGCAAGCCGUCAAGCAGUCGAUGGGGCCCAAACUAACCCCACAAUUUGACAACAGUGUGACACGACACUACUAACUCAGCUGCCACGGAAUGAACACACUCAUGUACUGCAAUCACACACACUCAGAUGAUGGUUGCACUGUGGCCUUUAUAACCAGAUUAUUGCAAAAAACAACAACACAUCAGUCAGUUUAAUGUUCGGCUGAAACAUCCUGAUGCUGCACAAGUCAGUUCUUACUUAUCCUGGUCAGUCAUCAAACAAUGAGAGGGCGCUGUCCCUUCCCACCAACACUAAACUCACCUCAAAGUUCCAGUGCUAUUUCCACUACAAGUAUAGAUUUAAUGAAAACAAAAUCUAUUUGGAUGUCAAUCUUGUUAAGAUUACAUCAUCAAAUGCCAAACACUGUGAAGCAAUCAAACCUUGUGAAAAGUGUUAAUUUUCUCUUUUUUAUUAUGAUACAGUAAGCUGUCCAAAAUAUAUCAAAUAUUAAGGUUUUCCACUAAUAAUCUCUUAACUGGGGCUUAGUUCCGUUCUAUUUAUCUUGUUUAUGUGUGAUAUCCUCGUAGUUAAUUCCAUGUCCACCGUGAACAUUCUGCUGAAUCUACAUUUGGACGACACGCCUGACACAUCAUUAUCAAUAUGUCACUCUUCAUCAUCCUCAUCAGGUUGAGCAGGAGAAAGUCCAUGUUUUGACUCAAGCUGAGUUUCUCACUGGAACCAGCAACGUGUAAACACUUUAAUGGUGUAUUGAACUUGUUUAUUUGUCAGAGACCAAAAGUUAAAAGUGUAACUCUGAACCCUACAAGAGUGAAAGUUCUUCGUGUGCACACCAGCUUUUACCUCUUGUCUUAUGAUGCUUUGUUUGAUUCCAUUUAACGAUUCCUCAGUGGUUUCUAUGAUGCAGUGAAGAUCUGUGGCCUCUGAUACACGACAUACUAACCCUGUAGAUGAUUGAUUUAAUACUAAUCAUUUACAAUAUUUUGGGUUUUUAAUAAAGGUUGUUUUUUUACUUGUUAUGCUGGGAGAUCUCAUCGGCUCUUGUUGGGCUGGUGAUAGAAAAAUCAAUUUCUAUGUGUUUAAUAGAACAAUUUAAACUGUUUAUCAGCAACUUCCGUCUUGAUGAUUAGAUAAAGUUUCUGAAAUGCUCGUAUAAUAAUAAUAAUCGUGUCUAUCUAAGAUUCUAAUCUUUCAGUCAAUGAGCGACUUAUUGUCUUGUCAGACUGUAAUUUCAAGGACUGAGGCCUAACAAGGCAAACAGAGUUUUUUGCAUCAAAAAUGUAAAACCUGGACUCAUAGGGGUUUUUGUUUUAUAUAUUCCAUUCAUCAUUUUGGUUGCUUGGGGGGGGGGGGGGGGUUCCAGCCCCAGGUUACAGACUGUCACUCCAGGAACGUCCCUUCAAACAACAAAUUACUAACAGUAUUUUCUAUUUGAAUAAUUUUGUAUGGAAACUGCCAGCAGAGCACAAAUGUCCGGCAAUUGAAUGUGUACAGUUUUGAAUCUUUCUCAUAUAUAAAAUCACUGAGAACAAAA
Pleuronectes platessa (European plaice) is the source of this 2083-nucleotide messenger RNA. RefSeq names its product Tax1 (human T-cell leukemia virus type I) binding protein 3 (gene tax1bp3). Bases 210 to 626 code for a protein of 138 amino acids. Gene Ontology annotation, cellular component: adherens junction; postsynaptic membrane; postsynaptic density. Gene Ontology annotation, biological process: neurotransmitter receptor transport, endosome to postsynaptic membrane; neurotransmitter receptor transport postsynaptic membrane to endosome. The transcript is spliced from 4 exons. The record is from RefSeq and is a predicted model, not a curated record. NCBI's taxonomy places the organism in Eukaryota, Metazoa, Chordata, Actinopteri, Pleuronectiformes, Pleuronectidae. Gene Ontology annotation, molecular function: protein binding.